AUGGGCAAACCGUCCAUCAAGGGCCUCAGCAGCUAUAACCGAUGGUCCCCGCUAGCCAAUCUGGCAGAGGAAGAAGAUCAAUUGGACCGGCUCAGUAAUUUGCCUGAUGGCGUGUUGCUCGAUAUUGUAGGGCGACUUGACAUCACAGAUGCUGCCACAACCAGAAUCCUCGCCAGACGGUGGAAGGAGAUCCCUACUAUGCUCCCCAAAAUUUUAUUAACAGUUGGUCCCUUUGAUGAUGUGCGCAAUAGAGGGUUGACCUGUGAUGAUGUUGCUCGGGCCAAUGCCACCGUGCUUGGAGCGACCAGGAGCAUGCUGGAAAGCAGGACUACAAGUCUAUGCACCAUUAACCUCCUGUGUGUGCGAUUCUUCUUGGGCGAUGGAACUCUCAGUAUUGGCCAGACUGUUGCCAACACCAUGGUAACGGAGAAGGUUGGGUCAGCGAGAGUUAACUCUCUACACAAUGAUGUUCUCACUUACGGGAAACAGUUCAAGUCAUUUCUUGAUGCCUGUCCAAACGCAUUCAGUGGUCUUGCACGACUCCAGCUAGAAAAUCUGAGGCUAGGUGAAUCAUCGGGCAUCCCUGAAAUUUUCAGUAUAUGCAAGCGACUAGAGUUCCUACGCCUGUUUAACUGCGACAUGGGGUUCCUGUCUUUGCUAGAAGUGUCACACCCACUGCUCCGUGAACUCGAGCUUGUCAGGUGUAAUUUUGAGAGGGUUGAUCUUAAGUGGCUGCCAAAGCUAACAGUGCUGACUUUUUCUUGGUGGGUCAGUGAGCAUGAUCCUUUGUCUUUAGAUUAUGUCCCACUGCUCCAGACACUGAGCAUCACUCAUAUGGCUCGUUUACGGCAUAAGGUGCUCAAGUUAAGUGAGUUCCUUGGCAAAACCACCAUAAGCCACCUGAAUUUGAACUUUCUGUGUGAAAAGAUCUGGGUUAAACCAGAAGAACCAAAUCAAUUGUGGCAGGUGUUCCACAAAUUAAGGCAUGUGACUUUGACCCACAUUUCUGAAGAAUGUGAUCUGACUUGGACGAUGUUCAUUCUCCAAGGUGCACCAUCUCUUCAGGAGCUAUGCAUCAAGGUGUGGGACCAUCUAUGUGAGAUGACAGUGGAUGAGCAAGAGAGGGUUAAGUAUGGGCUUAGCAACGAGCCGAAGGAUGCGCACAUACUAUGGAGAGCACCUGCAUCUGAUUUCAAGCACCGCAAUUUGUCUGUGCUCAGGGUCUUUGGGUUUCAGUGGGAGGCGAAGGUUGUGAAUUGCGUCGAACGUGUCAUGAAAGCAUCGGCCGCCCUGGAGGACAUAUACUUGUAUGAGAAGCCUGCGUGCGAGCACUGUAAGCACACGGCAUGGAAGCGCAUAUUUCUGCGGAGAAACUGUCAGCGGGCCACGCCUGCGAACAUAUUGGACAUGGGGAUCAGCUUGCGUGUAAGGGUUCAUUUGCCGGGUUUGCAUUACUUUGGCUGAAUUCGUGUAUGUCAUCUGAGAAGGGCUGGCCAAGAGUAUAGACCUGGACAGUUUGUGUUUGCUGUGUAGCUCCUAUGUUAUCAAAGUCUGUUUUAUUUGGCAGUCGAGAAAUGCCCUGCACACUCUUUUUAUAUGGUCAACUGGAACUUGUAUUGCCACUAGUCUCAA
Molecule: messenger RNA, 1632 nt
Organism: Triticum dicoccoides
Lineage: Eukaryota; Viridiplantae; Streptophyta; Magnoliopsida; Poales; Poaceae
Exons: 5
Coding region: 1-1464 (487 amino acids)
Molecular function (GO): protein binding
Source: RefSeq, a predicted model, not a curated record